Messenger RNA from Brugia malayi, 651 nucleotides. RefSeq lists its product as uncharacterized. The record is from RefSeq and is a predicted model, not a curated record. The transcript is spliced from 6 exons. The coding region runs from base 1 to 651 and encodes 216 amino acids. Lineage: Eukaryota; Metazoa; Nematoda; Chromadorea; Rhabditida; Onchocercidae.
AUGCUUGGAAGUAUUUUUGAUGCAUUGGUGACCGUACAAAAUGAGCUCACAAGCAGUGUGCAAAAGCUGCGAAACGCCACAUCGUCCGCUGUACAAAGGAGCUCAUCAGAAGCGAUUGCAUCUCUUUUGAAAACACAGGCCGGAAGCAAUCUACUGUUGAAGUAUCAACUAAGCAUCGAAACAAUGGAGCAAAUAAAUGAUGAAAAUAUACGUUUGGCAAAUUUGUGCAGUACCCGUAUGGGACGAGCGCAGCAGAUGUGUAACGAACGUGCUGAAGUUAUUUUGGCCUGUCAUAACCAUUUACGUACAUUAAGUGAAACAACAAAGGAACUGGUUGAUUUAAAUAAUAAAAUUAGUAAACUGAGUCGAUUCUGUUUACAAACAGAAAUAGCAAUGACACAUUUGGAGGCAUUGCAAAUCAUUGCUGAUGCUGAAACAGAUAUUGCUUCCAUGAAAAAUGAUUUGAGAAAGGAGAAAGCAAAAAUCAGUAAUUUUCUGAAGUUUUCCAAUAAUAUUCUGGAGGUUGGUCAUUCACCGAUGGCACUGAAUCAAAGUGAAUUGCCAUUGCGAAAUCAAUCUAAUUUAGAAAAAGAACGUUUAGAGGAAGUUGCAUUGGAAGAAUUUUUGAGUUGUCAUGAAAAUGAAAAUUAA